Messenger RNA from Zootoca vivipara (common lizard), 283 nucleotides. NCBI's taxonomy places the organism in Eukaryota, Metazoa, Chordata, Lepidosauria, Squamata, Lacertidae. The record is from RefSeq and is a predicted model, not a curated record.
AUGGCGGCUCCCUUGUCUCUGCAGCUGGAGUGCGGAGGUGGCGCGGAGCUCUUGUUUGGUGGGAUCAGAAAGCAUCAGGUGAUGCUGGUGUGGAUUAAAGGGAACCUGUUGAAAGAGAGGCCAGAACUGUUUGUGCAGGGAGAUUCUGUGCGGCUGUGAAUCUGUGCAGAUUGGGAGUUGAUGGGGGAGCUGGACUAUCUGCUCCAAGACCAGGAUAACGUCGUUUUCAUCUCCACCUUGCAUGGUGGCUAGACUGCUGGGAGUAUGAAAAAGUACAUUGGUG